CCCUAGUUAUUCCUUAACAGACAGUGGUAGACGCUGUUGCUUCCCUCUUCGAGACUGUCAUGAAUACGGCGUAUUUUCUCGUUUUCUGGGUGCUCCUGGCCACAAGUUACGGGGACGUGUGGCAGAAAAGUGGGGAUUUUUAUAUACACCAGGGAAAUGUGUCGACACAACUGAACUGGUUCCAUUUCUCAGCAUUUUGUAUGCGGAAUAGUUCCAGUGUCAAUUUUGAAUUUUCAUUCCCAACGUCUUAUAGCCCGGAAUCUCUUUACCUCUACCCCGUCAAUGAUUCUACAUGGGAAGACAUAAAGAAAUUACAGACGUGCGAGGAAAAGACCUCCACUGCCGAUCCACAGGCUAACAACAUCAUCCCGCUAUCACCAAGUUCACCAUGGUCUGGGUGUAUGGAGAGAGGCGAUGACAUUAGCUGCGUUCUCGGCCGAACCUUCAGGUCCGUCAGACCACAGUGUUGGAGAUUUGUGGUCGCAAAUUGCAACUCUACACAGGGCCUGCAGUUAAAUUUCAAGCUGAAUAUUACUGACGGCGAUUACCCUGUUUUCCCAACAAGAGCACCAAUGACAUCUGGAGUUACCUCAGAAUCAGCCUGGACAUUUACUGUUAUUGUGUAUGGCUUAGGGUCUGUCUUGGCAUUCAUGAACAUGAAAUUAUAGUUUAUCGAGGCGGCAUUUGUCUAAUUGGAGCCAAAAUAGAGCAUUUGGAAACGUGUUUAAACUUACAGCGUUAUAGUUCAUGAGAUACCUGUUACAUGACAGGGACAUAUGUCAUAUCACGAUUUAAUAGCAGAGACAUGAAAAAUUUUGGUGUUUGCUUUAUAGAGAAGUAUUCGAGAGCCUUUAAGUUUUUUUUAAAAUAAUUUCCUCGUUGAAAUAAACAUUUAUACAUGCAAACUACCGGGUUCUUUAUGUACAUUUCAAAUCGCCCACGAGUAAAAAUUGCCGAAGUCUCGACGAGCGUAAUGUUACAAAUGCCAAAUAACCACAAGAGCUAGCUUUUCAGUAGAAGAUACACUACAACGGGCUUUUUUUUCUCAAAUCCUACCAUUACAUUAAGCCAGAUAAAAUCUGAGUCGGUUCAAUAGCGCAAUGGACAAUAAUUCUGAGAACAUCAGAUUUUUUGCACCUAUUUUUCCUUAUUAGUGAAAAACGCAUUGGGUUAUGUAUGGUUUAGUCUACCGAUCUUGUUUACAGAGAGCCGCAGCUCGCCUACCAAAUUAUCAGUUUUGUCUGAUUUCAUGUUAGUUUUUUUUUUUUUUU
Lingula anatina is the source of this 1271-nucleotide messenger RNA. RefSeq names its product transmembrane protein 145. NCBI's taxonomy places the organism in Eukaryota, Metazoa, Brachiopoda, Lingulata, Lingulida, Lingulidae. The record is from RefSeq and is a predicted model, not a curated record.